This is a messenger RNA of Halteromyces radiatus, 1749 nucleotides long. RefSeq lists its product as uncharacterized. The record is from RefSeq and is a predicted model, not a curated record. The transcript has 7 exons. Gene Ontology annotation, biological process: phospholipid biosynthetic process. NCBI's taxonomy places the organism in Eukaryota, Fungi, Mucoromycota, Mucoromycetes, Mucorales, Cunninghamellaceae. Bases 1 to 1749 code for a protein of 582 amino acids. Gene Ontology annotation, molecular function: glycerone-phosphate O-acyltransferase activity; glycerol-3-phosphate O-acyltransferase activity. Gene Ontology annotation, cellular component: endoplasmic reticulum membrane.
AUGCAUCAAAAAGGUAUUGGUUUUUUAGCUCGUUUGGUACAUGCAAUUCCAGUAGUUCGACCUCAAGAUAUGGCAGAAUCAGGUGCAGGAAGAAUCCAUUUGUUAAAUGCGAAAACCAAUCCAACUCUGAUAUCUGGACUGGAUACACGAUUCUUAUCUCAAAUACGACCUCAGGAUACAAUUAUCUUACCAAGAAAUGCUGGUAAAUUACAAGUGGUUCGCGUACUAUCUGAUACAGAAUUAGAAGUCAAGAAAUGGAUGGAUACAGCUGAUCCUAGAUAUACAAGCAAACUUGUUUCCUUAUUGACCAAAUCUGAUGGUACCGCCUACAAAUGUGUUCCUCAUGUUGAACAAGAUUCUGUUUAUGAACGUGUAUAUGAUGAAUUGAACAAUGGUGAAUGUAUUACAAUUUUUCCUGAAGGUGGUAGUCAUGAUCGUGCUGAAAUGUUACCCUUCAAAGCUGGUGUUACAAUUAUGGCCUUAGGUGCUAUGGCUAAAUAUCCUGGAUUGAAUGUCAAAAUCGUCCCUUGUGGUUUGAAUUAUUUUCAUGCUCAUCGAUUCCGAAGUCGUGCUGUCAUCGAAUUUGGAAAUCCUAUCACUGUACCUGCAUCUUUAGUGGAAAAAUUCAAAAAAGGUGGUGCUGAAAAACGUGAUGCCUGUAGUAAUCUUCUGGAUACCAUUUUUUAUGCCCUGAAAAGUGUUACUGUCAAUGCUUCCAAUGAUCAAACACUGAUGAUGAUCCAAGCUGCUCGACGACUUUACAAACCAGCUGCCAAUCGAAAACUUCAUAUUGCACAAGUGGUGGAUCUUAAUCGACGAUUCGUAAUUGGUUAUAAUCUUUACAAAGACAAUCCAAAGGUCAUUGAACUUCAGCAAAAGGUGAUGGCGUACAAUCAGCUAUUAAAAUACCAUGGAUUACAGGAUCAUCAAGUACCUGAAAUCAACCUUCGUGAAUGGCGCACUUUCUUUUUACUAUUAUAUCGUCUAUUGGUAUUGAUUGUCUGGGGUUUACUAUCAUUUCCAGGUACGAGAAAAGCACGAGAGGCACUUGCAGGUUCAUCUGUGAAAAUCUCAGGUCGUGAUGUUUUGGCUACAUGGAAAUUCUUAGUAGGAUUAGUAUUGAUCCCAACACUAUAUGGACUAUACACGCUCAUCGUUUUGGGUCUAUGUUUACAAACUGAUUGGUCAUGGAAACUCAAACUGGGAUUACCUUUGGCGACUUGGAAUAUGUUACCUUUCAUCAGUUAUGCUAGCAUGCGAUUUGGAGAAAAUGGAAUGGAUGUUUACAAAUCUUUGCGUCCAUUAUAUUUAGCUUUGGCAGAUCCUGAUAGUACAGCCAACUUACGAUAUACUAGAGAGAAACUGUCACAAGACAUCACACAACUGAUCAACGAAUAUGGACCAAAACUCUUCAGCGACUUUGAUCCCAACAGCGGUAUAUAUGAAGGUGAUCCUUCGGAAAACAAACAACAGGUAUCGGAACUAGGUGAAGGUGGAAGGACAUUCUCUCAGAUAGCAAGUGAAUUUGUGAACAAUACAGCAAUGGAAUGGUUGGAUGAUAAGAACAUUUUCAAUUGGUCUCGGCAAGAAGAAUCGGAUUCAUCAGACGAAACACUUUAUUUUUUGGACAAACAUGGGACCAUCAGUGCAUCCACGAGUGAUGCAGAACCUUAUUAUCGUGCUGGCAGUUCCUUAGCAUUCACCAAAAAACGAAACGAAAGACGAAAACGACGACAAUCUGUUGAAUGA